UAUCAUGGCUUCCAGUCACACUGUGUUGAUGCGGUUGGUAGCUUCAUCAUAUUCUAUUGCUCAAAAGGCAGGAAUGAUAGUCAGACGUGUUAUUGCUGAAGGAGACCUAGGCAUUGUGGAGAAGACGUGCGCCACAGACCUACAGACCAAAGCUGACCGAUUGGCACAAAUGAGCAUAUGCUCUUCACUGGCACGGAAAUUCCCCAAACUAACAAUUAUAGGGGAAGAGGAUCUGCCUCCUGAAGAUGUAGACCAAGAGCUGAUUGAAGAUGGUCAGUGGGAGGAGAUAUUGAAGCAGCCGUGCCCAUCACAAUAUAGUGCUAUUAAAGAGGAAGAUCUUGUGGUCUGGGUUGAUCCUCUGGAUGGCACCAAGGAAUACACUGAAGGUCUUCUUGACAAUGUAACAGUUCUUAUUGGAAUUGCUUAUGAAGGAAAAGCCAUAGCAGGAGUUAUUAACCAGCCAUAUUACAACUACCAGGCAGGACCAGAUGCUGUGUUGGGGAGAACAAUCUGGGGAGUUUUAGGUUUAGGUGCCUUUGGGUUUCAACUGAAAGAAGUCCCUGCUGGGAAACACAUUGUCACAACUACCCGAUCCCAUAGCAACAAGUUGGUUAAUGACUGUGUUACUGCUAUGAACCCUGAUGAUGUGCUGCGAGUGGGAGGAGCAGGAAAUAAGAUUAUUCAGCUAAUUGAAGGCAAAGCCUCUGCUUAUGUAUUUGCAAGUCCUGGAUGUAAGAAGUGGGAUACUUGUGCUCCAGAAGUCAUUUUACAUGCUGUGGGAGGCAAGUUAACUGAUAUCCAUGGAAAUGCCAUUCAUUACAACAAAGAAGUGAAGCAUAUGAACUCAGCAGGAGUCCUUGCCACCCUGAGAAAUUAUGACUACUAUGCAAGUCGAGUUCCAGAAUCUGUUAAAAAUGCACUUGUUCCUUAAAGGGUAGUCUCAUUU
Messenger RNA from Orycteropus afer afer, 946 nucleotides. Lineage: Eukaryota; Metazoa; Chordata; Mammalia; Tubulidentata; Orycteropodidae. The record is from RefSeq and is a predicted model, not a curated record.